CGCGGCCGCCUGCGCUGUUCCGGGUGCUGCCGCCGCGCGCAGCCCAGGGCGCACUUGACCGUGGUCUGGCUGCGGGGAAGGGCGGGUCUGGGGAGAACCCCCGAGCGCUGCGGCGUCCUCCAGCCCCUCCCUCGCGACCGCCGGAGCCACAGCCCGAGCCGGAGCCGGCGCCACCUCGCCCCCCGGCUCGCGUGCCCCCAGCCAUGGCUUUCGCCAAUUUCCGCCGCAUCCUGCGCCGGUCUACCUUCGAGAAGAGAAAGUCCCGCGAAUAUGAGCACGUCCGCCGGGACCUGGACCCCAACGAGGUGUGGGAGAUCGUGGGCGAGCUGGGCGAUGGUGCCUUCGGCAAGGUUUACAAGGCCAAGAACAAGGAGACAGGUGCCUUGGCUGCCGCCAAAGUAAUUGAGACCAAGAAUGAGGAGGAGCUGGAGGACUACAUCGUGGAGAUUGAGAUCCUUGCCACCUGUGACCACCCCUACAUCGUGAAGCUCCUGGGGGCCUACUACUAUGACUGGAAGCUGUGGAUCAUGAUCGAGUUCUGUCCUGGGGGAGCUGUGGACGCCAUCAUGCUGGAGCUGGACAGAGGCCUUACUGAGCCCCAGAUUCAGGUGGUUUGCCGCCAGAUGCUGGAAGCCCUCACCUUCCUGCACGGCAAGAAGGUCAUCCACCGGGAUCUGAAAGCUGGCAACGUGCUGAUGACGCUUGAGGGAGACAUCAGGCUGGCUGACUUUGGUGUGUCUGCCAAGAAUCUGAAGACUCUGCAGAAACGAGAUUCCUUCAUAGGAACGCCUUACUGGAUGGCCCCCGAGGUGGUGAUGUGUGAGACCAUGAAGGACACCCCAUACGACUACAAAGCCGACAUCUGGUCCCUGGGCAUCACUCUGAUUGAGAUGGCCCAGAUCGAGCCCCCGCACCACGAGCUCAACCCCAUGCGGGUCCUGCUCAAGAUCGCCAAGUCAGACCCUCCCACGCUACUCAUGCCUUCUAAGUGGUCUGCGGAGUUCCGAGACUUCCUGAAGACGGCCCUGGAUAAGAACCCGGAGACCCGGCCCAGCGCUGCACAGCUCCUGGAGCAUCCCUUCGUCAGCAGCAUCACCAGCAACAAGGCUCUGCGGGAACUGGUGGCCGAGGCCAAGGCUGAAGUGAUGGAGGAGAUUGAAGACGGCCGGGAUGAGGCGGAAGAGGAGGACUCGGUGGAUGCCACCUCUGCUCUGGGGAACCACACUCGGGACUCCUCUGAGGUGAGUCAGCUGAGCCUCGAUGCUGACAAGCUUCUCAAAGAAUCAUCUUUCACCCCGCUGCCACCCAGCCAGCCUCAGGACAUUGUGAAUGGGCCCAACCAACCCUCUGGGGACACAUCCCUCCAAGCCACCAGCCCCCCAGAUGUGGCCCCUGGAAAUGAGAACGGCCUAGCCGUGCCCGUGCCCCUCCGGAAGUCCCGACCGGUGUCCAUGGAUGCCAGGAUUCAGGUAUCCGAGGAGAAGCAAGCCACCGACCAGGGUGGGGACCUCAGUCCAGCAGCCAGCAGGUCCCAGAAAGCAAGCCAGAGCCGUCCCAACAGCAGCGCCCUGGAGACCUUGGGUGGCGAGAAGCUGGCCAACGGCAGCCUGGAGCUCCCUGCCCAGGGGGCUCUAGGCCCUUCCAAGAGGGACUCAGACUGUGGCAGCCUCUCCACCUCCGAGAGCAUGGACUAUGGCGCCUCCCUCUCAGCCGACCUGGCCCUGAACAGAGAGACGGGCUCCCUGUCUAUCAAGAACUCGAGGCUGCACAAUAAGACCCUCAAGAGGACACGCAAGUUUGUGGUGGACGGCGUGGAGGUGAGCAUCACCACCUCCAAGAUCAUCAGUGACGAUGAGAAGAAGGACGAGGAGAUGAGAUUUCUCAGGCGCCAGGAACUCCGAGAACUUCGGCUGCUCCAGAAAGAAGAGCAUCGGAACCAGACCCAGCUGAGCAGCAAGCAUGAGCUGCAGCUGGAGCAGAUGCACAAACGUUUUGAACAAGAAAUCAAUGCCAAGAAGAAGUUCUUUGACACAGAGCUGGAGAACCUGGAGCGUCAGCAAAAGCAGCAAGUGGAGAAGAUGGAGCAAGACCACGCUGUGCGCCGCCGGGAGGAGGCCAAGCGGAUCCGCCUGGAGCAGGAGCGGGACCAUGCCAGGUUCCAGGAGCAGCUCAAGCUGAUGAAGAAGGAGGUGAAGAAUGAGGUGGAGAAGCUCCCCAGGCAGCAGCGGAAGGAGAGCAUGAAGCAGAAGAUGGAGGAGCACGCACAGAAGAAGCAGCUUCUCGACCGGGACUUCCUCUCCAAGCAGAAGGAGGACCUGGAGUUGGCGAUGAAGAGGAUCACGGCCGACAACAGGCGGGAGAUCUGUGACAAGGAGCGCGAGUGCCUCACUAGGAAGCAGGAGCUCCUUCGAGACCGGGAGGCGGCGCUGUGGGAGAUGGAGGAGCAUCACCUGCAGGAGAGGCACCAGCUGGUGAAGCAGCAGCUCAAGGACCAGUACUUCCUCCAGCGGCACGAGCUGGUGCGCAAGCAUGAGAAGGAGUGCGAGCAGAUGCAGCGCUACAACCAGCGCAUGAUGGAGCAGCUGAAGGUGCGGCAGCAGCAGGAAAAGGCGCGGCUGCCCAAGAUUCAGAGGAGCGAGGGCAAGACGCGCAUGGCCAUGUACAAGAAGAGCCUCCACAUCAACGGGGCGGGCAGUGCCGCUGAGCAGCGCGAGAAGAUCAAGCAGUUCUCCCAGCAGGAGGAGAAGAGGCAGAAGUCAGAGCGGCUGCAGCAGCAGCAAAAACAUGAGAGCCAGAUGCGGGACAUGGCGGCACAGUGCGAGAGCAACAUGGGCGAGCUGCAGCAGCUGCAGAAUGAAAAGUGUCACCUCCUGGUAGAGCAUGAAACCCAGAAACUGAAGGCUCUGGACGAAAGCCAUAACCAGAACCUAAAGGAAUGGCGGGACAAGCUUCGGCCACGCAAAAAGGCUCUGGAAGAAGAGCUGAACCAGAAGAAGCGAGAGCAGGAGAUGUUCUUCAAAAUGAACGAGGAGGCAGAGUGCCUGAGCCCCACCACCCCAAACAAGGCCACCAGGUUCUUCCCCUACAGCUCUGCGGAUGCUUCGUAACAGCCGCCCGGGGCUGUGGCUGGCAGGCCGGCGGGCCUCGGGCCCCUCCCAUUCUCUGUGAACAAGUAACUCAGGAGCCCCUUCCCUCUUGCUUCCAUGCCGGCUCGAGUCCAGCCCCUUGCCUUGUGCCACCCCAGCUGUGCCUGACAGACCCACCCGGCGUUUCUGACUUCUCGCUUGUCGUGGAGGGAGAGGUUUUACGAUCCUAACGUGCUGCCUGAUCCUAACGUGCAUUCCAUUUGAGCCCCAGGUUCCUUUGAGCUGUCAGCGAUUUGGGCAGUUGGGGGGGCCAGGGACCAGGAGGAAUAGGUGUUCUGUGGCCUCGAGGCCCCUCCUGUUUGCCAAAACACCAGCUCUGCUGUCUGUGGGCACAAAGUGCUACUGCUGAAGUCACCGUGGGCGCGCCCUAUUGUGAUUGUCGGUGGCUUUUCAGCCAUUCCCUGCAGUGUCAGACCAAGAACCACGGCUUCUAACAGCCAUUUUGGUCCCCAGUGGAGCCUGGUCUGCAGCCAGCUGCUCAGGGGGUGCCCUCCUUCCUCCAGGUCCCCCAGCCUGCUUUCUUCUUGAGACAGCGUCUACAGCGCUGGGAUGGGGAGAGGCUGAACGCUUCACCCUGAUCGCAAGUGUUUCGUGCCAUCUUGUACUCCCCCUUCCUGCACACACACGCCUACACACACGCACGCACACACACACCCACCCACCCCUUGGCCCCCUGGGCCUCUUGUGCCAGGUGGAUUGGAACAUGUUCGCUGCCUGAGCCCGUGCCACUGAACACGUGAGGGGAGCCGUUGGGCGUGCUGGGGGUUGGCACCAGAGGCACAGGCUGAACCGCCAGCCUGCGAUUCCUUUUGGCCCUGCACGGGAUCCUGUGUUCAGGGAUACAUUCCUCAUCCCACAAGACUUUCCCACCCCAGUCAUUCUGUCUCACACUUGCCCAUCCUGUCUGCAGGUGAUACGGGAAGGCUGCUUGCCUCUGCUCUCUGUCCCUCCUAGUUCAGAGUCCGGCCUUACACUUCAGACCGAGGCUAGCAGUCACUGGAACUUCUGUUCAGGGAGAAAAAGCAUCAGGGAGAAAUGCAGUGCUUCCUGCCCCCAGGAACCUGGCAAAAGCAAAGCUUCUGUAUCUCAGAUGGAAUGCUGGGCCUUUGGAUGACUCAGCUGGCCUCCCACAGAUUCUGAUCCCCACAGGCUGCAGAGCGUAGAUAACCCAGUAAAAGCAAAUGCUCAACCCAGCAUUCGGUUUAUUUACAAAGAAAACUUUUUUUUGCCUUUAUGUCUAACUUGAAAAAAAUAUAAAUGAAUGGCUUCCUUAGGAAAAUACCUGCUUUAAAAAAACAAAACGGAAAACUGAAGGUGAUUUUGAGGAAUCAAAUGGGUGUAUUGAGUCUGGGUACUAUUUUGGUGGUGAUGGGGUGGUUGACACACCCUGGGAGGACUUCCUCUUUCUUCACUCCUAUAGGUAAGGGUUCAGUGCUUUGUCUUUCUAAAGCAAUUCCCUGGGGUUUUCUGGGCACUGGCUGUAAAUGGAUCUUGGGAAAGUAGGGUAACCAUUCAAUAGGAAAAAGGACUUGGGGUUCCAAAGACUUACAUAGGCAGUAAAGAUGCACUGGGGGCCAUGGGAAGGCACUGGUCCACUUCGGUUAGUGAGCACUCAGCUUGCCUGAUUCAGUAUUUGACCCAGAAGGGACAAUUUUCAGGUCUCACACAAAUGAGACAAGUGAAACAAUUAUCCCCUUUGAUUGUCUUUGGUGCACACGUGCUGGGAAAACAUGAACUAACAGUGUAACUACAGAACACAGACCCAGUUCCACCAGGCGAGGCCAGCACUGGCGAAUGGUCAGGUGAUGGCCAGUGGCAGGGCUGACUUGUGCUUUAUUUACAGUACUGCCUUUUGUAGCCUGGGGUGUGAGAAUGAGUAUUAGGUGAAAUGCCAGUUUCAUGGUGUAGGUGAAAGUCUUUGAUCAUUUCCUUCUUUGGUUUGUCGUUCACAUUGGAAUCUCAUUCAGGGAGCUGCUGCUUCCUGCUCAGUGCUGCCCUAGCCUUAACACCUCCCCUGUCCUUUCUGGAUGGGGUCUGGUUGGGUCUCCCAGUCUCACAAUUGAGCCAGCGUGCGAUGCCCAACAUUGAGAAGGCCCAUGCAGUAUUCUUUGUGUUCUGUGCUAAUGUUUUCUCUGGAAGGGACAGACGGAACUGUUUCUCAUUUACAGUCAAUUUUUAGCAGAGUAAAUAGAACUAACUUAUAUUUUCCCCUUUAUGAAGAAUAGAAGUUAUUUUUAUGUAGUUUCCAAACUUUAUAUAAAAAACUUUUGUUAAAUGUUCUCUGCAAAGUUAACUGCGAGAGUGUAAAUAUGCUUCUAAUAAAAUAACAAGGUGAGAAACUCUUUGCAUUUGGGUUUGUUCUCUUGGAUUGGGGUGGGAAAAGCAGGGCAGACUUAACCAAGAAAGGGUUUCCCCUGCAGCUGUAUCCUGAUGCUGCAUGGCACUUAUCUUGUGUGGUCCUAAAUUGGUUCGUGUAAAAUAGUUCUACUUCCUCAAGAGGUACCACUGACAAUGUUGCAGAUGCUGCAGUUGCCCUUCAAACCAGAUGUGUAUUUAACUCUGUGUUAUAGAACUUCUGGUUCCUUUAGCGAAGAUGCCUAGUCCAACUUUUUUUCUCCAAUUAAUCACAUUCUGGGAUUGAUUAUAAAUCCAGUGUUGCAUGUCUUGUGCAUAACAAGACAUUGUUAUGUCUUGUUCUAAAGAAUCUUAUGUACUAUAUGUAUCAGAAUAGUAUACAUUGCCAUGUAAUGUAAAAAGGAAAAAUCAACAUAAAUAAUGCAGCCAACUAUCUGUUAUACCAACUAAAACAAUAAAUAAACCUUGAACGGUGAAAAAAAAAAAAAAAAAA
Messenger RNA from Balaenoptera musculus (blue whale), 5994 nucleotides. RefSeq names its product serine/threonine kinase 10 (gene STK10). The record is from RefSeq and is a predicted model, not a curated record. The transcript has 19 exons. Gene Ontology annotation, biological process: protein phosphorylation. Gene Ontology annotation, molecular function: protein serine/threonine kinase activity; ATP binding. The coding region runs from base 204 to 3107 and encodes 967 amino acids. Lineage: Eukaryota; Metazoa; Chordata; Mammalia; Artiodactyla; Balaenopteridae.